Ogataea polymorpha is the source of this 795-nucleotide messenger RNA. RefSeq lists its product as uncharacterized. The transcript is spliced from 2 exons. Bases 1 to 795 code for a protein of 264 amino acids. Lineage: Eukaryota; Fungi; Ascomycota; Pichiomycetes; Pichiales; Pichiaceae. The record is from RefSeq and is a predicted model, not a curated record.
AUGUCUCUGGAGCCUGCCACAUCGGGAGCUGUUCGAUGGAGGUCGAUCAGGGGGCCAAUGGAGGUGGCUCUAUUUGCCAAACAGAUACCCAAUGGUACACGCACGUUUGCCGAGCAUGUCAUGCACGGCGACCAGAUGACCAUCACGAGGGUCACCGAGAAAUACAUAGAGUUGACAGCCUCGGGCGGCCAGAUCAUUCCGAAAGAGAGCAAUUCGCGAAUCCGGUUUUCAAAGCCUUACAUGGUGGCUGCAGACACCACAAAGCCGGGAAGAUAUGCCAUCACGCUCACCACACAGGUAGGAGACGAGCUGGCCGACUGGACCAUCCUUGGCAAGGUGAGAGGCGACGCCGUAUACUGGCUGCGCAACCUAGCUGGAUCGGGUACAGUGAAAGACGAGGAUGGUGUUCUGCAGUACGCGGUGAAGGGAAUUGGCGGCGAGAUUCUUGAAAAUGUGUGGAACAUCCAGGAGGAAAAACAGGAAGCGAUCCAUAAUACGGAGGUGAAAACUGCUCGAAAACAGGUGUUAUUGAGUUUUGACGAGGACGAAGAGGAGGACGCAACAGACGUCCAGAUACGAAUGCGGCCGAUUAAAAAAGUGAAGCGUGCGCAAAAGAAGGAGAGGGAGGAGAAGGACAAACCUGUGACCAAAACGACUACAACGGUGCCAGAGACUGUAUUGCCAGCAGGGAAUGCGCAAGAGCGUUUACAGGACUCUGCUGUAGAUGCUCCAACCAGCCACACAGACCCCACGCUAGAGAAACUGCGCAAGUUUCAGGAGGGAUCGACGGGCUAA